GUUCUGAGGACGAAGAAGAACGAGCACCAUGUGCGGACAUGAACGACUCCAGGGGCAGCUCUAUCUCUUCCACCAUGAAAAACGACUACGAUGAACUUAUGAAGUUUGUGAAUAUAGUGCCUGAAAAUAUACUGGGUCCAGAUCGAAGCAACGCACAGCAGCAGAAGUUCAGACGAUGUUCGACAGAGCUCGAAGACAAGGAGAAUAACCUGGAAAAAGAGAACAGCUCUGUCGAAAACUGGUUGAAUGAUGUCGAGAGAAUUGAUCGAUCGAGUAAACGAAGCAACAACAACAUACAUUUAGCGGGAGACGCAAUGCUAGCUCAUGAUCGCAAUAUGAACUGUGAGUCUCGUCAUACAGAUGUAGUGUUCACUCUGCAUCGCAAAAAUAAACUAAGAGGUGACGACAGCACAUCUUCGAAUGGUCGAAGAACAGCCCAGUCGUAUCAGCAUACGCGAAGUAACAAUGGAGACACCUCUUCCAAGUGCCUGGAACUAUCUCUAGAUAAAUGGUGCCUAGAUAUGAAGAGUAUGGUUAUGGAAAAUUUCUCGACGUGGAGAAUGUCAUUAUUAGAGCAGCAAAAAACGGAGCAUGAACAAACUAAAAAAAGGUUCAGAAGUGAAAACGAAAAGUAUCUGGAUGAAAUAGAUACUUUAAAAGACCAAGUUCUUUUGUUGCGAGAAGAUAUCGCGGAGAAAGACCGUACAAUUGAAGGCCUCCAAACAGUUGUGAAUAAACAGUCAGAACUCCUCUCCAAGUCGAAAAUAAUGUUUAAAUGGAAGAAUGAAAUGGAAGCGGCGCAAAGAGAGCAAAUGUGUAUGAAAAUGGCAGAGCUGUACCACAAUAGGAAACUGAUAGGGAAAUAUUGGGCCAACUGGCACUGCCUGAUUGAGAACAAGUGGAGAGAGCGGGUGGAAAAGGCGUGUCAACUAAGAGCACAGGAGAUAUGUCACCAAUUGGAAGAGAAAUACCAACAUCAAAUGGAGGAGAUGCAAAAAGGCUUGGAAGAGUCUAGACUUCAGAUUGAGGCGAUGCAAGAUGAGAAGCAGCAGUACGAGGAAAACAUGCGCCAGGCGUUCCUAAGAGGCCUCUCUGCUCUGAAUCAGGAAGCUCACACCAUAUUUCACACUCCACGUUCGCAGCAACCAUCCGUCGCUUCUUCGUCAAUCCAGAACAUCAACUAUGCCUCAGUUAACUCAGCUAACAACGCCAAUAGCAGUCAAAAUAGUUCAAGUGUGUCUGCAAGUAACUUGUUGCACACGCGGUCUGUGGAUAACACGCCUUCUCUUGGAAUUGAACCCUUCAAUAAUUCUUUUGGCCUCAUGGAAGCUGUGGGAUCCCUAGUUGAUAUGACCCCUACUUUAGCCGUGACCUCAUCGUCAUCAGGACUGACACAUUUCACUCAUCAAAGUACUGCUGCAAAUCAUCAACAACAGCAGCAGACUGGUCCGCAAUACUUCAGCAGCAACGGUGUGGCAGUGUCCAAUCAGAAAUAUCAGAUGCACAACAGCAUUUUCAAUCAUCCAUCAACCUCUCCCCCCUCGUCAGCACCCAUCAUGACGACAUCAUCGCGCUCUGUGAAGCAACCGCAACAUCAGCAGCAAUCAGUCGCCCCUCCCCCGUAUCAACCUGCAAUUCCAGGCCCGCCUCACGUCGCCACGGCUACACCCAGAACACUGGAAAAUGGAGGUGUUCCUAAUGUGAACAAAGUGACCUCGAACUCGACUUCCAAUGUGACAUCGGCAGUUGGAGGAUCCAUAGCCAGGCGAAGCAGAAGAACUGCAAUAGUAGAGAGACACUCUCAGUCUCAGCUGAAUCCAUCAUCCAACCAAUCCAAUGGGAUGAAAAGCCAGUUUGCUCCCAAUUUACCGGCAGUCAAAGUCAAACAGGCGUUCCGAUGAGCUUUGAUUGACACGCAGCAAGGUUGGAUAUUUACGAAGGAAAAGACCAAAUUCUCUUGAUUAAUGAGAUUGAUGAAUACUGGGAAAUAGUAUUGAGAAACUAAAUUUAUCGCGCGUGUUGUUUGGACAGGAAUAACUGAAAUGACUGCAAUAUAAAUUUCGAUACUUAAUAGUUGAAUACAUUCGUUGUUGAAGCUUUGAUAUGCUAAUUCAAUUAAGUGCCUUUAUAAAGUGCCUUAAUUUGGUCGUUUUAAUUAGAUUACUUGUUUGUAAGAUGAUCUUAAAUCAUUAUUUGUUCGUCAAAUUUUGUUUUCACAGUUUGUGAGAAUUUGUUUUAUUACUAUUUGAUUACUUGCCAAUGUGUAAAUAGCUUUGUUGAUUCAAAAUUGUGUAUAAAUUUAUUUUUGAUGCUAAU
Messenger RNA from Symsagittifera roscoffensis, 2316 nucleotides. RefSeq names its product centrosomal protein POC5-like. The coding region runs from base 39 to 1901 and encodes 620 amino acids. The transcript is spliced from 11 exons. NCBI's taxonomy places the organism in Eukaryota, Metazoa, Xenacoelomorpha, Acoela, Convolutidae. Gene Ontology annotation, cellular component: centrosome. The record is from RefSeq and is a predicted model, not a curated record.